Messenger RNA from Lactuca saligna, 1806 nucleotides. NCBI's taxonomy places the organism in Eukaryota, Viridiplantae, Streptophyta, Magnoliopsida, Asterales, Asteraceae. The record is from the annotation of a GenBank genome assembly.
AUGAUUCUCAUUUCAAAACAAAAGGAUGGGAAAUGGAUUGUUGACAAGUUUAAUGACACACACAAUCAUGACUUAAGCAUGACACCAACAAAGGUAAUGAAGCAUAGAUCUCAUGGGAAGUUCCACCGUACAAUGGAAUGUAAAUCUCUUAUGGUGGAACUUGGUCAAUCGGGGUUGAAUCCAUGUCAUAUUAAAAAGGCUAUUAAUGCAUUGAAACCUUUAGAUGAAGUUGAUGUUACGUCAAAGCAAUGUGUUGAUGUCUUAUCCGAACAACGAAAACAAUAUAAGGGAAAGGAGUUUUAUGGACUUAUAAAGCAUUUCCAAGAUAAAGCAUUAUUGGAUAAUGACCAUUAUUUUGUCGUAGACUUGUGUGAUGAUGGGUGUCCUCGGAAUAUCUUUUCGGCUGAUGGAAGAUCAAGAGACGCAUAUACUAAGUUUAGAGAUGUUGUUGUGUUUGAUGUUACUUAUAUGACAAACAAGUACAAGAUGCCAUUUGCUCCCUUUGUAGGGGUUAAUCAUCAUGUGCAAUCUAUACUUUUUGGUGGAGCAUUGCUAGAAAAUGAAAAGGAAGAAACAUUUGAGUGGUUAUUUGAGAAUUUUUUAAAAUGUAUGUUUACCAAGUAUCCGAAGGCAAUUAUUACAGAUCAGGAUAAAGCUAUGGGUACUGCGAUAAAGAAAGUGUUUCCAAACACUCGGCACCGCUUUUGUGACUGGCAUAUUAAAAAGCAUGAGUCUGAUCACCUUCGACCAUUUGUUACCCAUUAUAGUGAUUUUCAGGAAUCAUAUAAAGAUUGGGUGAAUAGUGACACCAUUGAAGAGUUUGAAAGCAAAUGGGAAGUUAUACGUAUUAAGUAUAAUUUGGAAAAUAAUUGUUGGAUAAGUCAAAUGUAUAGACAACGGAUACAUUGGGCUAAAGCCUUUCUUAAAGAUAUUUUCUUGGCUGGUAUGACAACCAGUGGACGAAGUGAGAGUAUUAAUUCCUUUUUUGAUGGAUUUGUCAAUUCGAGCACCAUGUUGAAUGAAUUCGUAAUACAAUAUGACAAAGCAGUUAAGUCUCGAAGGGAAGCCGAAGAAGAUGAGGACUUCAAGACAAUGAACUCAAGAGCAGUUCUUUCUUCUGUGCAUCCAAUUGAAGCAAAAGCAGAAGAAAUAACAUAUCGAGUUGGGCAAAUGAAUAUUGAUAAAAAAUAUUGGAGAAUUGUUAGCUUCCGUUUGGUUAGUCAAAUGAAUGUUAUAUGUUCUUGUGCUAAGUAUGAGAUAUAUGGAAUUUUAUGCAAACAUUGCCUAUAUGUAAUGAAGAAGAGGCAUGUUGAAACACUUCCGAGUCACUAUAUUUUACCUCGAUGGACACUUAAUGUUAGGUACAAAGUGGGUAAUAAUAGUAUUGGACUUGAAGAAAUGAACAAUGAUAAUGGGGUUAGUGCAUACACUUUAUGGUGUGUUCGUUCCAACUUUACCAAAGUAAUUGAACAAGCGAAAUUCUCCCCUUUAAAGAUAGAAAAAGUUAAUAACGUAUUAAUAAAGCUUUUAGAUGAUCUAACGAUUCAGGAAAAACCAGUAGCAUUUGAAAAUUCAUCGCAAGGUUAUUCUGUGGGACUUUCAGAAAUAAAUAUGAUGCCUCAGAUAUCUGUCCGAGAUCCUCUUGGUCCAACUAAUAUGAAAGGUCGUCCGAAAAAUGCAAGUAGAAUCAAGUCUUCUCUAGAAAUGUCGAAAAAACGAACAUGUUCUUACUGUCAGGGAUUGGGUCAUUAUGCCACUAGUUGUUCAAAAAGAAAGGUGGAUGCAUCGUUACAAGAAAAACAGUGA